Peromyscus maniculatus bairdii (prairie deer mouse) is the source of this 705-nucleotide messenger RNA. RefSeq names its product ovo like zinc finger 3 (gene Ovol3). The record is from RefSeq and is a predicted model, not a curated record. Gene Ontology annotation, biological process: regulation of transcription by RNA polymerase II; epidermal cell differentiation. Gene Ontology annotation, cellular component: nucleus. Gene Ontology annotation, molecular function: RNA polymerase II cis-regulatory region sequence-specific DNA binding; DNA-binding transcription factor activity, RNA polymerase II-specific. NCBI's taxonomy places the organism in Eukaryota, Metazoa, Chordata, Mammalia, Rodentia, Cricetidae.
ACAGGCAGUCAGACAGGCUGAAGAGGCAGUCCUGCGAGGAGCCAUCCCACCAGCCUAAAAGCCAUGCCCCGGGUCUUCCUUGUGAGGAGUCGGCGUCCACAACCCUCUAAUUGGAGCCAUCUGCCUGACCAGCUCCGGGGAGAUGCCUACAUCCCAGGUAUACAUCUCAAUGGGUCUGGAGGUAAGGGCCAGGGAGACUGAGGUAUCACCACCCGGCUUCUCUCCCCAGACUGCAGCAGCCUGAAGGUGCCACCAGCGCACAGAUCUCCCGGUCUGCGAGACACGUGGGCAGUGUCCUCACAGGGAACACUGACCUCUGCUCCCAGGGCCCCGGGAACACUUGGCUGCCCACUUUGCCCCAAGGCCUUCCCAUUGCAGCGCAUGCUGACUCGGCACCUCAAAUGUCAUAGUCCAGCACGGCGCCACGUGUGCCAUUGCUGUGGUAAGGGCUUUCACGAUGCCUUCGAUCUCAAGCGCCACAUGAGGACUCACACUGGCAUUCGGCCAUUCCGCUGUGGAGCUUGUGGAAAAGCUUUCACGCAGCGCUGCUCCCUUGAAGCUCAUCUUGCCAAGGUGCACGGGCAGCCAGCCAGCUACGCUUACCGGGAGCGCAGGGAGAAGCUGCAUGUGUGUGAAGACUGCGGCUUCACCAGCUCUCGGCCUGAUGCCUACGCGCAGCAUCGCACGCUACACCGCACAGCCUGA